UGCUCUCUUCCGCCUUCAGUGCCCUGCUCAUCAAGGGUCUGGGUGAGGCCCCAGGUCCUGAGGAAGCCCUCGCUUGACUGCCCCGGGGCCCACUGCAGCCCCCAACCAACCCCGAGCGGUUUGAUAGUGCCCAGGGAAUGGUUUCCAAGGCAAUAGCAAACGGGGCGGGGCUUGGAACGGAGGACAAGGCUCGAGCCUAGGCAGGACCUUCCCGGGAGAGGAGGCGGCGACGCGGAGGGGAGGCGGGAUCAGGGGCGCUGGGAGGGCAAGCGCGGCGAGGGGCGCAUGCAGGCCCCCGACGCGCCGCUGCUCCUGAGCGCUGGGGAGCUGGGGCCCGGGCCCCGGGGCUCGGCCUCCUGGUACCGCCAGGGGGGCGGCCCGGUGUGCAACUGGCUGCGAAAGCCGCAGCCGCUCGAGCCACGCACCAGUUUCCCCUCGGCCCGCCGCUCCGAGUUCCGUCCACCCAGGAGGCUGCCAUGGCCCGGCCCUGCCUCCGCCCAGCCAGAGGAGGGUCACGCAGGCAGUAGAUGCCAGGCGGGCAGCCCCGCCCCUGCGCGCCGCCUCGGCCGCGCCUUCAAGACGCUGGUCCCAGGCACCCACGCCCAGGGCGCCGCGGAUCCCCGCCCCCUCGGCCCCCCGCACACCCGGGUCCUGGAUGACCCCUCUCCGCAGAAUGGUUUCCCCGUCCUCUGGCGAGGAUCCUCCAAGGCGUCUCACAUGAACCGGCUCAGAAACGCCAAAAUCUAUGUGGAGAGAGCUGUCAAGCAGAAGAAGAUCUUUACAAUCCAAGGCUGCUACCCGGUGAUCCGGUGUCUCUUGCGCCGGAGGGGCUGGGUGGAGAAGAAGAUGGUCCAUCGCUCAGGCCCCACUCUGCUGCCACCCCAAAAGGAUCUGGAUAGCUCAGCGAUGGGUGACAGUGACACCACUGAGGAUGAGGAUGAAGAUGAGGAUGAGGAGUUCCAGCCACCACAGCUGUUCGACUUGGAUGAUUUACUGAAAUUUGAUGACCUAGAUGGAACACACGCUCUGAUGGUGGGUCUAUGUCUCAAUCUCCGGAAUUUGCUGUGGUUUGAUGAGGUUGAUGCCAACUCCUUCUUCCCACGCUGCUACCGCCUGGGGGCUGAGGAUGACAAAAAAGCCUUCAUAGAGGACUUCUGGCUGACAGCUGCCCGCAACGUUCUCAAGCUGGUGGUGAAGUCUGAGUGGAAGUCAUACCCUAUCCAGGCAGUAGAGGAAGAGGCCUCAGGAGACAAGCAGCACAAGAAACAGGAGAAAAACCCAGUGUCGGUGUCCCCAGAGUUUGUGGAUGAAGCUCUGUGUGCGUGCGAGGAGUACCUUAGCAACCUGGCCCACUUGGACAUCGACAAGGACCUGGAGGCCCCACUGUACCUCACCCCCGAGGGCUGGUCCCUCUUCCUCCAGCGCUACUACCAAGUGGUCCACGAAGGGGCAGAACUCAGGCACCUCGACACUCAGGUCCAGCGCUGUGAGGACAUCCUGCAGCAGCUGCGGGCCGUGGUACCCCAAAUAGACAUGGAAGGGGAUCGCAACAUCUGGAUUGUGAAGCCAGGAGCCAAGUCCCGCGGACGAGGCAUCAUAUGCAUGGACCACCUGGAGGAGAUGCUGAAGCUGGUGAAUGGCAACCCCAUGGUGAUGAAGGAUGGCAAAUGGGUGGUGCAGAAGUAUAUUGAGCGGCCCCUGCUCAUCUUUGGCACCAAGUUUGACCUGAGACAGUGGUUCCUGGUAACUGACUGGAACCCACUUACCGUGUGGUUCUACCGCGACAGCUAUAUCCGCUUUUCCACACAGCCCUUCUCCCUGAAGAACCUGGACAACUCAGUGCACCUGUGUAACAACUCCAUCCAGAAGCACCUGGAGAACUCAUGCCAUCGGCAUCCACUGCUUCCCCCAGACAACAUGUGGUCCAGCCAGAGGUUCCAGGCCCACCUGCAGGAGAUGGGGGCUCCAAAUGCUUGGUCCACCAUCAUCGUGCCUGGCAUGAAGGAUGCUGUAAUCCACGCACUUCAGACCUCCCAGGACACCGUGCAGUGUCGGAAGGCCAGCUUUGAGCUCUAUGGUGCUGACUUUGUGUUCGGGGAGGACUUCCAGCCCUGGCUGAUUGAGAUCAACGCCAGCCCCACCAUGGCGCCCUCCACGGCAGUCACAGCCCGGCUCUGUGCUGGCGUGCAAGCUGACACCCUGCGCGUGGUCAUUGACCGGCGGCUGGACCGCAACUGUGACACAGGAGCCUUUGAGCUCAUCUAUAAGCAGCCUGCUGUGGAGGUGCCCCAAUAUGUGGGCAUCCGGCUCCUGGUAGAGGGCUCCACCAUCAAGAAGCCCAUGGCGAUGUGUCAUCGGCGGAUGGGGGUCCGCCCAGCAGUCCCUCUGCUGACCCAGCGAGGCUCUGGGGAAGGCAAGGACUCGGGCACCCCUACCCACAGGUCAGCUUCUAGGAAAGGUGCUGGGGCCAGGAGCCUGGGGCACAGUGAGAAGCCAGUCUCCACUGCCACCACUUCAGCCCCCGGAAAGGGGAAGAAAGGCAAGGCGAAAAGUGCCACAGCCCUGGUCUGUCCCAAUCUCCCGGAGUGGGACGCCCCCAGCACCAGGAUAGGCUGCAUUUUCACCAUGACCUUUUCUAGUGGGGACAGGCAACCCCACCACUUGAACAGAUUGCCGUUGAGUCCGAAGAACCCCCAGGCCCUGGCCCCUCACCACUUCCCCAGCCUCCACACCAAGGCCCAGCUGCCUUCUCCCCAUGUACUCCGACACCAGGGCCAGGUCCUCAGACGACAGCACAGCAAGCUGGUGGGCACUAAGGCCCUGUCGACCACAGGCAAGGCCUUGAUGACUCUACCCACGGCCAAGGUCUUCAUUUCCCUCCCACCUAACCUUGAUUUCAAGGUGGCACCCAGCAUCCUGAAGCCAAGAAAGGCUUCUGCUCUCUUGUGCCUCCGAGGCCGCCAGCUGGAAGUGCCUUGUUGCCUCUGCCCUUUGAAGUCGGAACAAUUCCUAGCACCCGUAGGAAGGUCAAGGCCAAAGGCAAGUUCAAGGCCAAACUGCAACAAACCCAGGGCUGAGGCAUGCCCCAUGAAGAGGUUAAGCCCCCUGAAACCCCUGCCCCUGCCCCAUGUUGGUACAUUCCAGAGGCACAGGGGCCUGGGUAUGAAGCUAGGAAAGCCCCUGCUUCGAUUCCCCACUGCCCUUGUCCUGGAUCCAACACCAAAUAAAAAGAAACAAGUGAAGUAUUUGGGGCUUGGCUCCAUUGCUGUUGGAGGGUCAAGAGUGGGUGGGGUGAGGCUGUGUACCCCAGGGUCCACAGCAAGAGCCUGAGGCCGUCAGCAGCUCCGCCAUGCAGCGAAGCCCAGAAUUCCCACCUAAGGACAGACAUGGGGCUUCCUAUUUAGGGACUCCCCCAGCAUCUCCGAUCCAGAGGUGGGGAGCGUGAGCCUUCACUUUACAGAUGAAGAAACUGGGUCUGAAACAGGAGGCAUGGCUUGCCCAAGAUCACGUGGCAGUGAGUAGACUCAGGGACGUAUUGCCAGAACUGCCGACCACGGAGAGCCCCCAACACCAGAGAACAAGCCAGGCUGGCAGAUGACACCUAAUGGGCAUAGGAAUGUUAAUGUCAUGAGACGGGAAAGAGUUGACCUUGCCUAAACCUCAGCCCUUCUGCAGAGGGAGUGGGUCUAUCCCUUCUUCAGCAAGGGGCCAAGGUCACCUAAAAAUGAAAUAUCCAAUAAGCCACACCUACCUGAAGAAAAGUGUGGCACUGCUUAGUUGUAGUGGGUUGAACUGUGGUCCCCUGAAAAGAGAUGUCUACCUGGACCCUGUGAAUGUGACCUUAUGUAGGAAAAGAGUCUUUGUAGCUGGGUAUGGUCGCUCAUGCCUGUUAUCCCAGCACUUUGAGAGGGCAAGGCAGGUGAUCACUUGAGCCCACAAGUUCAAGACCAGUCUGGGCAACAUGGUGAAACCGUUUCUACAGAAAACUAGCUGGGUGUGGUGGCACGAACCUGUAGUCCCAGCUACUCGGGGGGCUAGGUGGGAGGAUUACCUGAGCCCGGGAAGAUCAAAACUGUAGUGACCUGUGAUCAUGCCACUGCACUCUGAGCCUGGGAAACAGAGUGAAACCCUCUAUCAAAAAAAAAAAAAAAGGUCUUUGCAGAUGUAAAUAAGUUUAAGAUCUUAAAUGAGAUAAUCCCAAUGACCAGUGUGGUACCUACAUUCAAUGACAAGUGUCUUCAUAAGAAAUGAUAAA
Molecule: messenger RNA, 4255 nt
Organism: Piliocolobus tephrosceles (Ugandan red Colobus)
Lineage: Eukaryota; Metazoa; Chordata; Mammalia; Primates; Cercopithecidae
Gene: TTLL3
Product: tubulin tyrosine ligase like 3
Biological process (GO): protein modification process; cilium assembly; cilium movement
Cellular component (GO): microtubule cytoskeleton; axoneme
Molecular function (GO): protein-glycine ligase activity, initiating
Source: RefSeq, a predicted model, not a curated record